CUUGCGUCUAGAAGACCUCCCCCACAAACGACCACUCCUAUAAAUCCCCACUUCCCCUUCCAAGAGGGAGCUCGGAGUGCACACAGGGAGUGGGAAGAAGAGAGAGGGAUAGAGAGAAGAAAGUUGGGAAAAGAUAAGCACUAAAGAAUCAUGGGGAGGUCACCAUGCUGCGAGAAAGCCCAUACCAACAAGGGGGCAUGGACUAAGGAGGAGGAUGAGCGCCUCAUCGCCCACAUCCGAGUCCAUGGCGAGGGCUGCUGGCGCUCACUCCCCAAGGCUGCCGGCCUCCUCCGCUGCGGCAAGAGCUGCCGCCUCCGGUGGAUCAAUUACCUCCGUCCUGACCUCAAGCGUGGCAACUUCACUGAGGAGGAGGACGAGCUCAUCAUCAAGCUCCACAGCCUCCUCGGUAACAAAUGGUCUUUGAUAGCUGCGAGGCUGCCGGGGAGGACAGACAACGAGAUAAAGAACUACUGGAAUACACACAUAAGAAGGAAGCUGUUGAGUAGAGGACUGGACCCUACGACCCACCGGCCGAUCAACCAGCGUGCCUCCAAUAUAACCAUCUCGUUCGGGAGGAGAGAGGAGAAGGGUGUUGUGUUGGGGCAUAAGGAGGAGAGUAGUAGUAGCGAGGAGUCGUCGGCAUGGCAGCGGCAGCGGCAGCAGCGACAGCAGCAGCUAAAGUGUCCAGACCUUAAUUUAGAGCUUUGCAUAGCCCCUCCCUGCCAACAAGAACCAGUAGUGAUGGAGCCUGUAAAGAGGAAGGGGAACCUUUGUUUCAGCUGCAGCUUGGGGUUGCAGAAGAGCAAGGAGUGCAGGUGCAACCGCUUUCUAGGCCUCAGCACUGAAUACUAGGUUAUGGAAGGCUUGAGAUGAAUUAAUAUGGCAAGGAGUAAUUUGAGACUUUGGAAUUUAAUUUAGAGAUUAAGGAGAGAGAAGGGAGGAAAAUUUAGAGCUUGCAUCUUGAGAGUCUAUCUAUUUUCUUUUCUCUUCUGUAUAGUUACCGAUAUAUAAUACUAGAUGUCUCUGAUUAUUCAUAAAAAU
Messenger RNA from Elaeis guineensis (African oil palm), 1041 nucleotides. Its product is annotated as MYB31 transcription factor31. NCBI's taxonomy places the organism in Eukaryota, Viridiplantae, Streptophyta, Magnoliopsida, Arecales, Arecaceae. The record is from RefSeq and is a predicted model, not a curated record.